Myzus persicae (green peach aphid) is the source of this 1143-nucleotide messenger RNA. It is a transcript of the gene mRpL15, whose product is annotated as 39S ribosomal protein L15, mitochondrial. Gene Ontology annotation, cellular component: mitochondrial large ribosomal subunit. Gene Ontology annotation, biological process: translation. Bases 256 to 1041 code for a protein of 261 amino acids. The transcript is spliced from 6 exons. The record is from RefSeq and is a predicted model, not a curated record. Gene Ontology annotation, molecular function: structural constituent of ribosome. Lineage: Eukaryota; Metazoa; Arthropoda; Insecta; Hemiptera; Aphididae.
GUUUACCUAUUAAAAUGACCUCAUUCACUAAUAAAAAUGUUUUGAAUUUAUUGAGAAACCUACCGAGACUCUCAAUUUCUAACCUUCGAAAUAAUGAUGGAGCAGUAAAAAAAGAUAUUCUAACAAAACUCAAAUAGUUUAAUCUUAAUGUUGACCAAAUUGUUGUGUGUUUUAUAAUCAUAUGCAAACAAUGUUAAAUGAUUCCAUUAGACGUCAUCCGCAGUGAAUGUGUUAACUGUUUGAAUAUUAAUAGUUAUGAAUAAACGAGGCAGGGCCCAGCACGGAGGUGACAAGCAUGGUCAUGGUAAUAAAGGAUCAAAAGCUAGGCAAAACUUUAUGAGACCUGGAUAUGAGACAGGAAAUACUCCAUUUUAUAUGAAAUUUCCUAGAGAACAAUAUUACAAGGAUCAUCAUGUUAAAAGACAAUAUCCACCACUAUCAUUGACCACUUUACAAAAAAUGAUUGAUUUGAAUCGUAUAGACAUUUCAAAGCCCAUUGAUUUAUCAGUACUGUGCAAUACAGGUUUAUAUAACAUAAAUCCAGAAGAAAAACACUUCGGAGUAAAUCUGAUUGAUGAAGGAGCAGAUCAUUUCAAAGCAAAAAUUAAUGUAGAAGUUCAGUGGGCUAGUGAACCUACAAUUGCAGCCAUAGAAAGAAAUGGAGGAGUUAUAACGACAUCAUUUUUUGAUGUUAAUAGUUUAUUUAUUUUGAUUAAUCCUAAAAAGUUCUUCCAAAGAGGAGAAGCAAUACCGAGACGUAUGAUUCCCCCCGAUGAUGCAAUUUUAUAUUAUUCAAGUGCAGCAAAUCGCGGUUAUUUGGCAGACCCUGAAAAAAUAUCCUGGGAACGUUUUGUUUUAGCUCAGAAAUAUGGAUAUAAACUUCCUAAAAUUGAAGAUGAUCCAGAUUAUGACAUGCUUGUCAGUAGAAAAGAUCAAAGGCAAAUAUUUUAUGGCCUAGAACCUGGUUGGGUUGUUAAUCUAAAGGAUAAAGUUAUACUGAAACCCACUGAUCCAGAACUCAAAGAGUUCUAUAGAAGUUAAAUACAUUUUUUGAUGUUAGUAUUAUAAUUUAUAAUGAUACGUGUCGUGUAAUUUAAUAUUAUUAUAUACAAUACUAAAGAGCAUGAUUAUUACAAAUAUAUC